UCUGAGAAUGAAAAUCACCGACUUUUACACAAAAUCGUCCGUUCCGCAGCAGGAGCAACCACACGAGCAACCACCACACGAGCAACAUGAGCAACAGCGACAUGAGCAACAGAGACAUGAGCAUCAACAGCAGCAGCAGCGUCGUGCUGAUGACGUGAUGGGCUCUGCUGCUCAGCCGCCGAUUGCUCAACCUUAUGCUGUUUCUGCGAAUGUUGGCUCUGCUGCUGCUGCUGGCCCUGUUGCUGCUGCUGCUGGCACGCGACAGCCAUCAUCACCAACUGCUUUCAGCACUGAACGACCGCCUACGUCUUCGUCCUCAUCUUCUGCGUACUAUGCUGGUCAUGAUGCUCACUACUCCCAAGCUCAAGCCCGGCCUCUCCCUGCCUAUGCUGGCUCUGGUUACUCUGGCUCUUCUGCUGCUGCCGCCCCUGCUCCGACAAAGUCGCUCCAGGAACGCCGCAAGACGUAUCGCUGUGGCAGUGACUUUGUCCUUCUGAAAAGCAUCCCGACGUGGGAACGAUACGCUGCACAGAAAGUGCCUGCGAGCAAAGAAGCCUUCUUCGACACAAACCUCGAUCUUGCCGCAAAAAUCUCGCUCUGGCGCGGUGACAUUACGACACUCGAGAUUGACGCGAUUGUCAAUGCCGCCAACGAGAGCUUGCUCGGUGGCGGUGGCGUGGAUGGCAGCAUUCACCGCGCAGCCGGCUCGGACUUGCGCAAAUACUGCGAAACGCGCUUUCGCAACGGCUGCCGCACAGGCCAGGCCGAGAUCACACCGGGCUUUCGUCUCCCAGCAAGCUAUGUCAUCCAUACUGUCGGUCCCAUUGGCGAAAAGCCUCAGUUGCUGCAGAGUUGCUACGAAAAGUCGCUGGAUCAGGCCAUGAAUGCAAACUUGCGCACCGUCGCUUUUUGCUGCAUUUCCACCGGUGUUUACGGCUACCCGCCUGUGCAAGCAGCUCACGUUGCCUUGCAUACGACUCGUCGUUGGCUUGAAGCAAACUCUGACUUGAUCGACCGAAUCAUCUUCUGCACCUUCCUUGAAAGUGACGACUCGAUCUAUCGCCAGCUCCUCCCACAGUACUUCCCAAUCACCCAGCCCUUGACAGUGGUGCCGUGGCCGCCAAAGUCUGGCAACGGAAAGGGCCCGCGCUCGUAUUCGCGUGAUGCCGAGACAGACUAUUAAUGCCCCCGUCAGCAGCAAGCGUCGCUGUUUUGCAGGAUCCAUCCCCAGUGUUUUUGUUCGUUUCCGUUAGACUUUUAUUCAAUACUAAAAAUGUCGUGCGUGUUGCAAUCGCACAGGAGCGUUGUUUCACACCCAUUGUUCGCC
Molecule: messenger RNA, 1327 nt
Organism: Capsaspora owczarzaki ATCC 30864
Lineage: Eukaryota; Filasterea; Ministeriida; Capsasporidae
Product: macrod1 protein
Exons: 4
Coding region: 8-1183 (391 amino acids)
Biological process (GO): DNA damage response; peptidyl-glutamate ADP-deribosylation; purine nucleoside metabolic process
Cellular component (GO): nucleoplasm
Molecular function (GO): ADP-ribosylglutamate-[protein] hydrolase activity
Source: RefSeq, a predicted model, not a curated record